AUGUACUUCCGAGCAGCCCUGGUUGCUCAAUUUCUCAUUGCUCUCGCGAACUCGGCAUCAACCCUGGAUUCUCUAACAUCUUGCCUCGGCGCCGCAUCCGUCGCCGUCGCUCCGUCUAUUCCCAUCGCCUACAACAUCCGUCUUCCGUACACGCCCCUCGCGGUGGCCGUUCCCACAACGACCGCGCAGAUAUCGUCCGCUGUGAAGUGCGGUGCACAGAAUGGCGUCAGCGUCAGCGCCAAGAGCGGCGGCCACAGCUACACGUCUUCCAGCUUCGGCGGGGAAGACGGCCAUCUGGUGAUCAACUUGGACCGCAUGUACGCCGUGAAGGUCGCCACCGACGGCACGGCCAAGGUACAGGCGGGUGCCAGACUGGGGCAUGUGGCUACGGAGUUGUACAAACAAGGCAAAAGGGCGCUCUCUCAUGGGACAUGUCCAGCCGUGGGAAUCGGUGGGCACUCUCUUCACGGCGGCCACGGCAUGGUCUCCCGGACGUACGGACUUACUACAGACUGGAUCAAGGGCGCGACCGUCGUCCUGGCCAACGGGACCAUCACAUACUGCUCCGCGACCGAGCGUCCGAACCUCUUUUGGGCGCUCCGCGGCGCGGGCUCCUCCAUGGUCAUCGUGGCCGAGCUCGACUUUAACACCUUUGCCGCCCCCGAGCAGGUGACAUACUUCGACAUCAGCCUCGCCUGGGAUGCCAAGAAGGCCCCGCAGGUCCUCCUGGACGCCCAGGAGUUCGCAAAGGGCAUGCCGGCGGAGCUGACGAUGGCUGCUUCGUUCAACAAGAACGGGUAUUAUUUCAACGGCGCUUACGUCGGCGGCCAAACGGCUUUCCAGAACGCCGUGCAGCCCCUUCUCGCCAAGUUGGGCGUCAAGGUAUCGAGCUCGAAGACGGUGGGAUGGAUAGACUUCAUAAAGCACUACUCAGGCACCGCAGAGAUUGACAUUACUACACCGACAUACAAUGAGCACGAAAAUUUCUACGCUUCGAGCAUUACAACGCCGUCGCUAUCGAAAUCACAACUGGAGUCUCUUGUCAGCGCCAUUGAAAGAACUGGUUUCGCCACAACCCGCUCCUGGUUCUUGCACAUGAACUUCCACGGAGGCGACUACUCUGCCAUCACGCGCCCAAAGCCCACAGACACGGCGUACGUGCACCGGGACAAGAUGCUCCUGUUCCAGCUCAAGGAUAGCGUCCCGCAGAGUCAGCAGUACCCCGGCGAGGGGCUUGCGUUUCUUCGAGGGCUCAGGGAGAGCAUAAGCAAGGGGCUAGCGAGCAGCGAGUGGGGGAUGUACGCGAAUUACCCAGACUCGGAAAUCGGCAGUGACGCACCGAGACUGUACUGGGGAAACAAUCUUCGGAGGCUAGAAUGGGUGAAGGCUGAUUAUGACCCCGACAACGUCUUCAGAGAUGCUCAGUCUAUAAAACCUGCAGUAUAG
Messenger RNA from Colletotrichum destructivum, 1446 nucleotides. RefSeq names its product Putative berberine/berberine, FAD-binding domain, PCMH-type, FAD-binding, type PCMH, subdomain 2. Gene Ontology annotation, molecular function: FAD binding; oxidoreductase activity. The record is from RefSeq and is a predicted model, not a curated record. The transcript is spliced from 3 exons. The coding region runs from base 1 to 1446 and encodes 481 amino acids. NCBI's taxonomy places the organism in Eukaryota, Fungi, Ascomycota, Sordariomycetes, Glomerellales, Glomerellaceae.